Molecule: messenger RNA, 696 nt
Organism: Effrenium voratum
Lineage: Eukaryota; Dinophyceae; Suessiales; Symbiodiniaceae
Source: the annotation of a GenBank genome assembly
AUGGAUAUUGCCAUCCAUGAGGUCACGCAGGCGGCAGCAGAGGUAUUGAGCAGCAAGGUGGCGGACCAUGAGGCGCACCUUUGUGCGUCGGAGCUCGUGCGCUUCAUCUUGGACCACGAGCACUCGAUGUACCAAGAGCAAGCAAGGUCAACCAAAGGUGAGGACUGCCAAGAGCUCCGUGUCCAGGUGGACGGGUGCUGGGUGAAGGUGGAGGGUGAAAUGCCGAAGGGUGCUGACCCCAGCACUCUUGUCGACCUGAUGAAGGUUAAAGGCACCGAGCGGCCAUUGCACUAUGCCAAGACCUCCCUCCACGGCAUCCUCGCCGCGUUGCCUCUGAUUCUCGAGGGCAAGAGCGACUAUCGGGCCUCUCACGCGGUACAUGUGCAAUGGCUGAAGGACAACAGUCAUCGCCAGGAGGCGGAGGUCACGGCAGAGUUCGCAGACCUUCCGCGUGAGGAGAUGUAUAAGGACUUGGCGAUGUCCAACUCGGUCCGCUUGAAACUCCUGGAGUUUCCGUGCCUUGCCCAGCAUGAGACGCUGGCAGGCGGAGGAUACCUUACGGCCGAGGACGUCGAGCUGGGUGCCUAUCCACCCGCAUGGGACGAUGUCAUUGAACUCAUCCUGGACCUACAGCCCUUGCCAGCCACGUACGAAAGCGUACGAGCUGUAGUGCGGGAAAUUCGGAUGGGGCAAUAG